Molecule: messenger RNA, 1782 nt
Organism: Aspergillus nidulans FGSC A4
Lineage: Eukaryota; Fungi; Ascomycota; Eurotiomycetes; Eurotiales; Aspergillaceae
Product: putative transcription initiation factor TFIID subunit 12
Exons: 2
Coding region: 16-1782 (588 amino acids)
Biological process (GO): DNA-templated transcription initiation
Cellular component (GO): SAGA complex; nucleus; transcription factor TFIID complex
Molecular function (GO): protein heterodimerization activity
Source: RefSeq, a predicted model, not a curated record
CAAAUACUCGUUGAAAUGGAAGGCAACCAGGCUUCAAGCCCUCAGCAGAUGGUGCCUCAGCACUCAAACCUCAUCCGAACGGACCAAGUGCAGAAGCUACCGCAUCUAAAUGAUCAGCAAAAAGUCCAGCACACCCAGCUUGUUCGUAAUUUCUGGGAAAUUCUGAAUAGCCGCGAUGCGCAGUCUCCUGAAUAUCAACAAGCACACACGAGGCUAUCGCAACUUUCACAGUCUCUAAUGAAAGGCAUGCGUAUGUACCAACAGAACCGACAGCUACAGCAUCAGCAGAUGCAGGCUGCCUCCGCAGCGCAGGGCCAGCCAGUCCAACGUUCGCAGUCCGUCAACCCGCAGAACUUCGCCCAGCUCCUUCCCCAAUUCCAACAGAAGGUCAACUCAUUACAGCUCUUCCUCCCUCCGAACAUCUCAAGCGAACAAGCAGGGACUUGGCUUCCGGAGGCCAAGCUCCGAUACGGCAUUGCGCUCCAAAAGCAAGAAAUUGGACGGGCUCGUUUGAGCGAGUUGCGCCAACAGCACAGUCAGCGUCAGAGUGCGGGAAAUCUGACGCAAGAGGAGAUGCAAGAAUUUAAGAACCGUCAAGUCCAGGCCGAGAAACUCUUCCGCGAAGGUAGCGAAUUUUUGGCGAAAUUCAAGGAACAACAAGAUCUGUUUAAAGCACAGCAACAGAGAGCAGGCACGCAGCACUCAAGCCAACAGCUUCCGCAGCAAAGCGGUGCCAGACCAGUAACAACAGCUCCUACAACUUCAGCAGGCGCACCAACUGCCCCUUCAGCGGUUCAUCCUGGGCCGACACCAGCAGCACAUACGAUAAAUUCUGCUGUGAAUGCUGCACGGAAUCAAGCAGCGCAAGCAGCAAUGUCUCCAACUCCGCAACCAGGCCAAGCGUCGUCUAACCAGGGUCCCACCCCUGCACCUGCCGUUGCUGCUGGUACGCCGCAACAACAGCCUCCGCAAUCGCAAAUGUCAGCUCAACAGAAUGCUUCUGGCUUCAACCAAGUAUCUGCACCGGAUGGCUCUACUCCAACAGGCUCCACCGCGCAAGCCACAAACGUACAGGGGCCGCCGCGGCCUCUGUCUCAACAAGCUGCCAUGGCUCAAGCUGCACAAAAUUAUUCAAAUAAUACCAACGCGAAUAAUACUAACAAUACGAAUGCUGUCCAGCAGCAAAACAUGAAUCAACCCUCUGUCAAUAGUCAUGCUCAUCCUCAAGGCUAUAUUCAAAACCGAUCAACCGAAAACUCGGCCCGGAACGUCAAUAUGGUGAUUCCAAAGAAUCUUAACGUCCCGCCCCCAAAGCCAGUGCCUAUGGCUCCAGAUCGGCCGACAUUGUCUAGUGGGCCUAGCCAUGGUGCUAUGGGUAUGAUGGGCCAACCCGCUAUACAGAAACAUCCCGGGUAUGUUCUUGAAGGAGAGGGCCAGCGAGUUCUCAGCAAGAAGAUGCUUGAUGUCUUAGUCCGCCAGGUUACCGGCGGAGGUGAAGGUGAAGGGCUAACCCCUGACGCUGAAGAGUUCAUGCUUCAAAUGGCUGAUGAUUUUGUUGACGAUGUGAUUACUGCUGCCUGCCGACUCGCUAAGCUCCGUCAUUCGUCCAGCCUUGAAAUCCGAGACAUACAACUAGUUCUGGAACGAAAUUACAACAUGCGCAUUUCAGGAUUCUCCACUGAUGAUCUUCGCACAGUCAAAAAGCCGCAGCCUACGCAAGGUUGGACUCAGAAGAUGUCAGCUAUUCAAGCUGCAAAGGUGACUCAGGGUAAAGCCGAAUAA